AUGCGACCUGAUAUCGAUCACGUCGAUGAAUAUGUGCGAAACACCACUGCGAGAGCGUUCGCCGUCGUUGCAUCAGCGCUUGGUAUACCCGCAUUAUUGCCGUUCUUAAGAGCGGUCUGUCGCAGUAAGAAAAGUUGGCAAGCGAGGCAUACCGGUGUUAAAAUUGUGCAGCAGAUUCCUAUCCUCAUGGGCUGUGCUAUCUUGCCUCACUUGAAGGGCUUGGUAGAGUGUAUUGGCCCGAACUUGGAAGACGAGCAGGCCAAGGUUCGUACUGUGACCAGUCUGGCCAUUGCGGCAUUGGCAGAAGCAGCUAGUCCGUACGGUAUUGAGAGUUUCGAUACCAUUCUUAAUCCUCUGUGGACUGGUGCGAAGAAGCAGCGUGGAAAGGGUUUGGCUGGCUUCUUGAAGGCGGUUGGAUACAUCAUACCCCUUAUGGACGAGGAGUAUGCAAACUACUACACAUCUGAAGUGAUGGAGAUCCUUCUACGAGAAUUCCAGAGUCCUGAUGAGGAGAUGAAAAAGGUUGUUUUGAAGGUUGUCAGCCAGUGUGCGGGAACUGAGGGUGUGACUGCGGCAUACCUGAAGGAGAACGUACUCCCUGAAUUUUUCAAGGCGUUCUGGGUACGAAGGAUGGCCCUUGAUAAACGGAAUUAUCGUCAAGUGGUAGAGACAACAGUUGAUCUAGCUCAAAAAGUCGGGUGUGGAGAGAUUAUAGAGCGGAUCGUUGACCACCUUAAGGAUGAAAGUGAGCCAUACCGUAAAAUGACCUUGGAGAGUGUCGAGAAGGUCAUUGCCUCUCUGGGAGCGGCGGAUAUUGGUGAACGUCUAGAGGAAAGACUGGUAGAUGGUGUAUUGUUUGCGUUCCAGGAACAGACUAUGGAGGAUAUUGUUAUGCUUAACGGAUUUGGAACGGUUGUCAAUGCUCUGGGUACUCGGUGUAAGCCGUACCUUCCGCAGAUUGUCAGUACAAUCCUAUGGAGAUUGAACAACAAGAGUUCAGCUGUCAGACAACAAAGUGCAGAUCUGAUUUCGAGAAUUGCUGUCGUUAUGAAACAAUGCGGAGAAGAUGCUCUGAUGGGUAAACUAGGUGUCGUACUUUACGAGUACCUUGGGGAAGAGUAUCCUGAGGUUUUGGGUUCCAUUCUAGGCGCACUCAGGUCUAUUGUUACUGUCGUUGGUAUCAAUAGCAUGCAACCACCGAUUAAGGAUCUCCUUCCUCGAUUGACCCCUAUUCUUCGAAACAGACACGAAAAAGUGCAGGAGAAUACCAUUGAUCUGGUAGGUAGAAUUGCGGAUCGAGGUGCCGAGUUCGUAAGUGCGAGAGAAUGGAUGAGAAUUUGUUUCGAAUUGUUGGAUAUGUUGAAGGCGCAUAAGAAGGGAAUCAGACGAGCAGCGAACAACACAUUCGGGUUUAUCGCCAAAGCUAUUGGUCCCCAAGAUGUCCUGGCCACCCUACUCAACAAUCUGAGGGUUCAAGAACGUCAAUCUCGAGUUUGUACAGCAGUCGCCAUUGGUAUCGUCGCAGAAACCUGUGCGCCUUUCACUGUACUCCCUGCCCUUAUGAACGAAUAUCGUGUCCCUGAGCUCAACGUCCAGAAUGGUGUUUUAAAAUCACUUUCUUUCCUCUUUGAGUACAUCGGCGAAAUGGCGAAAGAUUAUGUCUAUGCCGUUACUCCUCUUCUUGAAGAUGCACUUAUCGACCGCGACCAAGUGCACAGGCAGACUGCUGCGUCGGUUGUCAAACACGUUGCACUUGGUGUCGUUGGUCUUGGUUGUGAGGAUGCUAUGAUGCAUCUGCUAAACUUACUUUACCCAAAUAUGUUCGAAACAUCACCUCACGUUAUCGACAGGAUAAUCGAGGCCAUUGACGCAAUCAGGAUGGCAAUCGGGCCUGGGUUGGUUAUGAACUACGUCUGGGCGGGGUUGUUCCAUCCUGCAAGAAAAGUGAGGACACCUUAUUGGAGACUGUAUAACAAUGCAUAUGUCCAGAGCGCAGACUGCUUAGUGCCCUUUUACCCAAAUCUCGAUGAAGAUCACCUGAUAGAUUGUGUACUUGGAAUACACUUUUGA
Messenger RNA from Morchella importuna, 2070 nucleotides. RefSeq lists its product as uncharacterized. Gene Ontology annotation, biological process: spliceosomal complex assembly. The record is from RefSeq and is a predicted model, not a curated record. Gene Ontology annotation, molecular function: mRNA binding. NCBI's taxonomy places the organism in Eukaryota, Fungi, Ascomycota, Pezizomycetes, Pezizales, Morchellaceae. The transcript is spliced from 5 exons. Gene Ontology annotation, cellular component: catalytic step 2 spliceosome; U2 snRNP; U2-type prespliceosome. The coding region runs from base 1 to 2070 and encodes 689 amino acids.